UUACGUCCGUUGAUGGACUUCUUGAUGGUGUCCUGAAGCGAAACAGGCUUCAAAAUGGUAAUACACGGUUGCGGGAACAACGUCCCUCUCCAAUGCCCAGUCGUGGGCCGCAUGGAGGACAUUGGAUGGUCUCUUCAGUGUCCAAUGACAGGCCAGUGGUCUAGACAGCCAGUGAACAAUGUGGCUCUUAGUGCUCCGAGUGUUUACCGUGAAAUCCCUCCAGUUGAGUGCUAUCCUGGAAACUAUUACGCCCCCAAAGCGCAGUAUUUUCCUCCCCAAGUGGUAUAUCCUCGGCCGAUUCCUCAAUUCCAGGCGCCUGUUAUGCCUAACUUGCCGUGUAACCAGGCGCAAGAGUGGGAUUACGGGAGUAUGUGCUACAACGUGAAUGGCCAGCCUUGCCAGUACACCAACGUAGUUGACUUGGAAGAUUUUAUGAACAAUGAGAAACGCAAGGAGAAAUCCCGCGUCGCGGCGAGAUGUCGCCGCACGAAGGAGAUGCAGAUAUUUUCGGAGCUGAUGGAACAGUUGCCCGCCAAGAAGGAAGAGGUGGAACAGCUCGACAAGGCCUCCGUGAUGCGUCUCGCUAUAUCCUACCUCAGGGCCCGCGACGUGGUGUCACUGCUACCCAACGCUACGAAGGACCAGCCGAAGAUGGAAAACCCCAAAGGCGUGGAAGAACUAUCAUCCGAGCUGUCCUACAUGAAGGCUUUGGACGGGUUCGUCCUCGUGCUUUCCCAGCAAGGGGACAUCGUUUACUGCAGUGAAAAUAUCGCCGAUCACCUUGGAGUCUCACAGAUGGAAAUCAUGGGCCAGAGCGUGUUCGAGUUCAGCCACCCCUGUGACCAUGACGAGAUUCGCGAAGCGCUGCGCUCAAACGGUCAGCAAGAUGGUCGGCGCGAUCUGCUGCUCCGUCUGAAGUGUACGCUCACCAGCAAGGGGCGGAAUGUGCAUCUCAAAUCCGCUUCUUUCAAGGUUAUCCACGUGACGGGUCACAUGCUGGUCCCCCCCGAGACCAAAAAAUCCGAGAAGUCGGAAGGAGAAGACGAGAAAUCUGCCAAGCUGCCUUCGCUGGUCGCGGUGGGCCGUCCAAUACCCCACCCGUCUAACAUAGAGAUACCGCUGGACAGCAAGACUUUCCUGACCAAACAUAGCCUGGAUAUGAAGUUCACAUAUAUUGAUGAAACUGUGACAAAGACGCUGGGUUUCGGCAAGGACGAGUUGGUGGGUCAUUCCCUUUACGACUACCACCACUCGGCUGAUUGCGCGUCGUUGGUUCAUCAAUUCAAAUCGCUGUUCUCCAAAGGACAAUGCGAGACAGGCCAGUACCGCUUCCUCGCCAAGACUGGUGGCUACGCCUGGGUUCAAACCCAGGCCACCGUCAUCACAGACAAGCAGCAGAAGCCUGUCAGCGUCGUCUGCGUCAACUACAUCAUAAGCGCUAUCGAGUGCAAAGAUGAGGUGUUCUCCGCACACCAACUCCAACAUGCGGACUUGAAGCCUCUGUCCGUACCGCCUGCCGCAUUUGAGCCUCCAGCGAACGGAGCCAUAGUAGCUGUGGUGCCUGCUACAGAAGAAAUCUUUGCACCAAGAGAGAAAGACAUGAACAAGGGUUAUCUCUCGCUAGCACAAUCCAAGGGACAGACAAUGCUUAAAGACGAGCCUGAUGAGGAGGAUCUUACUUAUCUGGCGCCUACGGCCGGUGACACUUGCAUCCCACUGGAGAACAGUCCGUUUGACAUGUUCGAUGACUUCAUUCUUGGCGACAAUUACUGCAGCCUCUUAGGCGACGACCUUGCUAAUGGUUCCCCUGUGGAUUCCUUAACUGCCGAUUCUUUAUUACUGUCCUCACCUGAGCCUCAGGAGAGUGACUCGUCAUGUGAACAGUCGUCAAUUCUGACAGAACUUUCCCUGGAUGCGUUAGAUAGCGUAAGGUCGGACAACGACAUAGACGAUGGACACUCGCCGUUCAUCCCCCUCACCGAUGAGUUGCCUGUAUUGGAGCCGGCGGUCAUGUGGGCGGCGUUCCCAGAUAACGUCAGCAUGGCUAGACCACAGCCGACAACCACACAGACGCAACAGAGCGCUUCGCCGGCCCCGGCGCUACAGCGCCUAUUGGCCGCACCGCCCACAGGCCCUCCGCCACAGGAUCUCAUUACAAGCAUAUACUCAGAUCAAGGUCUAAUACCAAGCAGAAGCGUGUCGUCAUGGGAGACAGGCGCUAAACGCGUGUUGAAUCAGGAAGAGGAGCCCCGGGCCAAACGUGUCAAGCGUAGCCCGUCCCCGGCUUUAGAAGUACGGAGCACGCCGUCCUCGAGCGUCCUCAUGAACCUCCUGGAUGUACCGCAGCCAAUGCAGGUGAAGCCGGGCCAGUACAGGUUGGUGGUCAACCAGGAGAUGCCGAUCAACAACAUCGUCCCCGUGCCGGUCAUGAACCUCAUGCAGAAACAACCCCCGAAACCCAUACACAACUCAAACCUCAUACCGAGUUCUAAUCUUAUACCGAAGUCUAACAUGAUACCCUCAAACCUGAUACCAACUUCAAACUUGAUACCAAAGUCAAACAUGAUACCGACUCCAAAUCUGAUACGUAACGUCACUAACCCUAUGUCUCCACUUACACUUAAUAUAGGGAGCCCUAUGUAUUCGCUCCCGUCGAGCCCUAAUACUCCUAAUUAUAGUCCAGCCAUGAGUCCCGCGCAAAGGGAGCGCGUUCUCAGCCCGUAUCGACCUCAAUCGGUCUCCCCUGUCGGUAAAUUCAAGCAGAUGUACAGCCCCGGCAGACUUUUGUCGCCCAUUGGCGUCAUACACGGCAACGAUCCGUAUCUGACCAAUAAAAUGACACCGAGUCCUAACUACCCGCAACAAGUCGACAUGAUCAUAGACAACAAUAUAGGUCUUACAUCGAACGACUUCUGGACCGAUACAGAAAUGCUGACAGAAACCAAUCUUCUUGAAGCAUUAGACGAUGUUAAACUUGUCUAGAACUUGAGUGCGAUUUCUCGAUAGCAGAAUUUAUUGACAUAACACCUAAAAUAUGAUGCUAUCAAAUCACGAGAACCCCUCGAACCCAGAUCCACGUUACGUACGCGAAAUGUUUGACAUUUUAUUAGAGGUCUCAUUUUUGUAGAAAUCACUGGCGGAUGCAGGGUCGGAAAGGGUAG
This is a messenger RNA of Cydia amplana, 3161 nucleotides long. Its product is annotated as hypoxia-inducible factor 1-alpha-like. The coding region runs from base 55 to 2982 and encodes 975 amino acids. Lineage: Eukaryota; Metazoa; Arthropoda; Insecta; Lepidoptera; Tortricidae. The transcript has 12 exons. The record is from RefSeq and is a predicted model, not a curated record. Gene Ontology annotation, biological process: regulation of transcription by RNA polymerase II; cellular response to hypoxia. Gene Ontology annotation, molecular function: RNA polymerase II transcription regulatory region sequence-specific DNA binding; protein dimerization activity; DNA-binding transcription factor activity, RNA polymerase II-specific.